Cornus florida is the source of this 955-nucleotide messenger RNA. RefSeq lists its product as uncharacterized. NCBI's taxonomy places the organism in Eukaryota, Viridiplantae, Streptophyta, Magnoliopsida, Cornales, Cornaceae. Bases 284 to 805 code for a protein of 173 amino acids. The record is from RefSeq and is a predicted model, not a curated record. The transcript is spliced from 3 exons.
GCAAAUAUACUUGCGAAUUUUUUAUCCAAUAAACAAACAAACACACACUCGUUUUGACAGAAGAAACAUUUGACUUUUAGAACAGUCGAACCAGUGGCCGAGUAUGUGAGGAAUUGAAUGCUUUGAAUGAGUUUUGGUUGGUAGACAUUUGAUUACACCUCAUAAGUGCCAAGAAGCCACCGACUUCUUCCAGGUAAGAGAGAUUCUAAAGCAGCAACGCAUCAGAUCGUGUUCAUACUAGUACUACUCCACCACACUGAAACAAAAAAGUUAAGGGAGAGAGAUGUCAAGGCGACCGGGGACUUGUUUGAGGUGUUGUUUGGUGGUUUUCGCGGUGGUCUCUGCCUUUUGCGUCUCUGGUCCUGCUCUCUAUUGGAAAUUCAACAAGGGAUUCAGGAGGUUGCCGGCAACUUCACCUUCUUGUACUCCUUGCAUUUGUGAUUGCCCUCCUCCUCUCUCCCUUUUUGCAAUCGCUCCCGGCUUGCUCAAUCUCUCUGUUACAGGCUGUGGAAGAGAUGACCCAGAUAUGAAGGAGGAGGUGGAGAAGCAGUUUGUGGACCUGUUGACAGAGGAGAUGAAGCUGCAAGAGACUGUUGGGCAGGAGCGCACCUACCAUAUGAACAUCACCUUUGGAGAAGCAAGAAGAGUAGCUUCCCAAUACCAGAGGGAGGCCGAAAAAUGCAAUGUUGCCACAGAAACUUGCGAGCAGGCUAGAGAACGUGCAGAGGCUUUGAUGAUCAAGGAAAGGAAGGUAACUUCCUCGUGGGAGCGAAGAGCCCGGCAACUGGGUUGGGAUGGAGAAUAAAUGUUUGCAGUUCAAAAUUUUAAUUUUUCUGUGAAUUAUUUCACCUUGUUAAAGCAUAUAAAUCUCUCUCAUAUCUUUUUGUAUUUCUUUCCAUGGCCUCAAAUGGCUUAAAUGGAUUUUCCGUUAUAAUAUGCAACUUUUCAUCAUAAA